UACUAGCUGGGUGCCACAGUAUUGUGAGCAGCAUUCACCCUUGCAGUCUUCAGAAAACGGGUCAUGGUACAACAACCAGGGUAAAUAUACCGAAGACAUUAUGAUGGCAACAUCACCCCGCGAGCUCACACAGAACCCGCUGAAGAAAAUCUGGAUGCCGUGUAAAAAUGGUCUUCCAGAAAAAAACAUUUCUCAGAGAAAGGUAUGCAUGACCAACUGUCCCACCCUUAUUGUCACGGUGGGUCUUCCAGCCAGAGGGAAAACCUACAUCUCCAAGAAGUUGACCCGCUACCUGAACUGGAUAGACGUACCCACCAAAGAGUUCAAUGUGGGGCAGUACCGGCGGGAGUGUGUAAAGAUCUACAAGUCUUUUGAGUUUUUCCGUCCAGACAACGAGGAGGGUUUGAAGAUAAGGAAGCAGUGUGCAUUAGCAGCACUGAAUGACGUCCGGCACUACCUUAGAGACGAAGGGGGCCAGGUGGCGGUGUUUGAUGCCACCAAUACGACAAGAGAGAGAAGAGGGACCAUCAUGAAGUUUGCGGAACAGAAUGGCUAUAAGGUCUUCUUUGUGGAGUCUGUCUGUGAAGACCCUGAUGUCAUUGCACAAAACAUAGUGCAAGUGAAGCUGGGCAGCCCAGACUACAUAGACUGUAACACAGAGGAGGCCAUACAGGACUUCAUGAAGAGGAUAAAGUGCUACGAGAACUCAUACCAGCCUCUGGAUGAACUUCUGGACAGAGAGCUGUCCUACAUCAAGAUCAUGGAUGUGGGCCGGCGGUACCUGGUGAACCGGGUCCUGGACCACAUCCAGAGCCGGAUCGUAUACUACCUGAUGAACAUCCACAUCACGCCCCGCUCCAUCUACCUGUGUCGGCACGGCGAGAGUGACCUGAACAUCAAGGGCCGCAUCGGGGGGGACUCCGGGCUGUCUGUGAGGGGCAAGGAGUUUGCCCGGUGUUUGGGCCGCUUCAUCCAGGACCAGAACAUCAGAGACCUGAAGGUGUGGACCAGCCAGAUGAAGAGGACCAUUCAGACGGCAGAGGGCCUGGACGUGCCCUACGAGCAGUGGAAGGCCCUCAACGAGAUUGACGCAGGUGUGUGUGAGGAGAUGAUGUACGAAGAAAUUCAGGAACACUACCCACUGGAAUUUGCCAUGAGGGACCAAGACAAAUAUCGCUACCGCUACCCCAAAGGAGAGUCGUAUGAGGACCUGGUGCAGAGACUGGAGCCAGUGAUCAUGGAGUUGGAGCGUCAGGAGAACGUGUUGGUCAUCUGUCACCAGGCUGUUAUGCGUUGUCUCCUGGCCUACUUCCUGGACAAGUCUGCUGAGGAGCUGCCUUACCUGAAGUGCCCUUUGCACACAGUCCUGAAACUCACUCCUGUGGCUUACGGCUGCAAGGUGGAGUCCAUCUCUCUGAACAUAGAGGCAGUGAACACCCACAGGGACAGACCAGAGAAUGUAGACAUUACGCGGAUAUCGGAAGAGGCCCUGCUUACCGUCCCUGGUUACCAAUGAGCAUGUCUCCUGACAUAAAUAACCACCACUGUGUCGGACUGUCCAUCCCACCCCCAUCUCUCAUGUAUUCUUUAGUUUUCUUUUUUGGAUCAGAAAAGCACAACUGAAUGUUCAUUUUAACUCUGUGAUGUUCUCACCUUUUCUCACAUUGCAAUAAUUAACUGGAAUCCAGUCACAUGGUGAUUUUACCCUGCAGUUGAGGUCUCAAUUCUUUUUGUGUGUGAUUUUUCUAUAUGUAGGGACGUGUACAUUGGGUAUUUUGAAGAAAUAUUCAGUAUUUGGGACUUGAUGUGAAAUGUUUUUUUUUUUAAGCUGCUAACGUGAACGUGGUCAAAACGUGAAUGCGUGCAGUUUGUCUCCUUUAGAUGUGUUUGCAGGAAAUUGGUACUUUUGUAUCUGUGAGUUUACACAUUUAACUGUUAGGUUAUAUUCUCUGCAGAAGUGCGUAGUCACGAUUACUUACUUUUGAAGCCAAAUUAUUAACUUACAAAGUGAAAUGUGGAUGGUAGUAAAGCAAAAUAGCUAGGUACAAUAUCUUUUAUAAAAUAAGACAAGACAUUGUUCAUUGUUCCUUUCUGUCUGAUUUUCUUUUACUGAAAACACUGAAAUUUAAAGUAGCACCUUUAGAAGAAAGUUGUGAUUUAUUUUUACCUUUGUCUUUUGUUUUUUGCUCUUACUGCCAUUUGAUACGUACAAAUCUGUAAGCCAUCAUGGUUGAUUUCAGCGUUCACAGUGUUGUAAUAAACUACAGUAACAUCAGACCAGAGUCUCUCAGCGUGGAAAGCCACUGUAGUGCUGGAAUAGGGCUGAAAAUCCAGACAAUACAUGCGUCUUACUUCCAGCCCACUUUAUUUGCUUGCAAGGCAGGUGCUUUACGUAGAAUGUUUACCUGGUGAAAAGUGAAAAUUCUCAUUGUUGGAACAGUUCAGUAGUUUAAAGUACAACAUUUGCUUUUGAGAAACUUUAUUGGAUUUGUAAUUCAGAGAAAUAUUACAUUUAAUAUACUACAUCUGCAAUGAUGUUCAAUGCUCCUGAGUGACACAGUUGGUAAAGUAACUCUCCAAGAACAGAGACAAUAGGUGGUAGCCGUAUUAUUCUAGGUUUUGGCUUUGGCCUGGACUACGUCACUUGCUUACUAUGAACAGGGGGACACGUAAGGUCAGUGGUUCUAAUCCCGGUGUAGCCACAAUAAGAUACGCACAGCCGUUGGGCCCUUGAGCAAGGCUUUGCUCCAGGGGAGGAUUGUCUCCUGCUUAGUCUAAUCAACUGUACGUCACUCUGGAUAAGAGCGUCUGCCAAAUGCCAAUAAUAAAAUGUAAUGUAAUGUAAUGAACAGGAGUUGGGUGGAGUUGGUAUGGUCCUGUCUGUCAUAGGGAUAACUCCAGGAAAGCCCCCCAGCUUAAAAGCACCCUAUAUUAGACCCUCACAGCGGGCUAACACCCACAGGAGAUAAGACUGCAGCAGUCUUCUGAGGCACUGUGUGGCUCAAAUGCUUCAGCUGCAGUACUCUUGGUGUGUCGUGCGAGUGGCAUAGCAGUGUUAUCAAUAACAUAAUCUAGGGAGGAAAGAAUUAUUAUAAGUCUUGGAAGGCUGCAUACAGUACAUAAACAUGGACUUCUAAGCAUAUAGAAUAAGGAAAAUGGUUGUGAUUUUUAAGUGUAUUUAGUAUAGGGAAGCUGAACAGGCUGAAAUGAGCUAAGACCACUGUCAUUGUGCAUUUUACACUGCAUGUCAUGCAUUCAUCCGUAACCUGGCCUCCUGAUCUGUUCUGACUCUAUUAAUGUCCUGAGAUAGGUGCUUUCUGUAAUUAAAAAAAUACAGGUGCUUUAAAUUGUGUUUUUAAUCACAAUUUAGUUCAUUUUCAUGCCGUGACUAUAAUGAUUUUUGUCCAUCAGGUAUUUCUCAUUAUUGCAAAGAAAUUUUGCUGAAGAUUAAGCAUUUUGAUUUCAUUCUAACUGUACACCCAGUUAAUGUAAUGGGUGUAUUUUGCGAGAUUUCCAUGACGUACAGUACAUGCCUAGAUAAUGUGAAGAAAUAAAUCAUCCAUUGGAAAUAUG
This is a messenger RNA of Conger conger (European conger), 3573 nucleotides long. RefSeq names its product 6-phosphofructo-2-kinase/fructose-2,6-bisphosphatase 4-like. Gene Ontology annotation, biological process: fructose 2,6-bisphosphate metabolic process; fructose metabolic process. Gene Ontology annotation, molecular function: ATP binding; fructose-2,6-bisphosphate 2-phosphatase activity; 6-phosphofructo-2-kinase activity. The coding region runs from base 101 to 1516 and encodes 471 amino acids. Gene Ontology annotation, cellular component: cytosol. The record is from RefSeq and is a predicted model, not a curated record. NCBI's taxonomy places the organism in Eukaryota, Metazoa, Chordata, Actinopteri, Anguilliformes, Congridae. The transcript has 14 exons.